UGACUGCAGACCUGUGAGAGCCAGUGCCAGAGGGGCUGUGAUUGGGACUAUAGCGCAAACUGCAGGAACCACAGAGGCGCACAGAAGGAGCCUCUUUAUUUGACUCAAACUGCGCAUAAAGCGCUCUGAUGUCUCUGCGCUCAUGUCGAGACUUUCCCUGAAGGUCCCACUGCCGUGAACAAAUGAGCCAUCAGAGAACUCUGUCAGAGAAAGUUUCUGGAACCGGUGAAGUUAUGUGGCUUUUAUUCUUUCUCUCAGUGGCGUUUUCAGCCGCGCAGGACUCAGGCACGCAGGUCAGGAAUGAGGACAUCCCCGAGGGCGCAUCCACCCUGGCUUUUGUUUUCGAUGUUACCGGUUCCAUGUACGACGACCUGGUCCAAGUCAUCGAGGGAGCUUCCAAGAUUUUGGAAACAUCUCUGAGCCGACCGAAGAGACCGCUGUAUAACUUCGCUCUGGUGCCCUUCCAUGACCCAGAAAUUGGACCGGUAACAAUCACAACAGACCCAAAGAAGUUCCAGGAUGAGCUCAGAGAGUUGUACGUUCAGGGAGGUGGUGACUGUCCAGAGAUGAGCAUCGGAGCCAUCAAGAUAGCUUUGGAGAUCUCUCUACCAGGAUCAUUUAUUUAUGUUUUCACCGAUGCACGUUCUAAAGAUUAUAAACUGACCCAAGAAGUCCUGCAGCUUAUUCAACAGAAACAGUCACAGGUGGUUUUUGUGUUGACGGGUGACUGUGAUGAUAGGAAUCAUAUUGGUUACAAAGUGUAUGAGGAGAUCGCCUCUACAAGCUCUGGCCAAGUUUUCCAUCUGGACAAGAAACAGGUCAAUGAGGUUCUUAAAUGGGUAGAGGAUGCCGUGCAGUCCUCAAAGGUCAACCUGCUGUCCACUGAUCAUUUUGGCCAAGUCAGCAACACUUGGCAGAUGCCCUUUGAUCCCAGUCUAAAAGAAGUUACGGUGGCUCUCAGCGGCCCAGCGCCUAAUAUUGAAAUAAAAUCUCCACAGGGAAAGCUUUUGGGCAAGAAUGAUGGCCUCACUGAGCUUUUGCACAUUCCCAACUCAGCAAAAGUUGUCAAUAUCAAGGAGCCUCAGCCAGGAAUGUGGUCUAUCAAGACCUCAAGCAAAGGGAGACACUCAGUUCGGAUUUCAGGUCUUAGCACCAUUGAUUUCCGUGCUGGGUUUUCCAGAAAAUCCACCAUGGAUUUUAAAAUGACAUCCAGUAGGCCAGUUCAAGGCAUUCCUACUCACAUCCUUCUGAACACCACUGGACUUUCCCCUCCUGCUCGGCCUGACAGACUAGAGCUUCUUACCAUUACUGGAGAGGUUAUCAAAACUCUGCCAAUCAGGUAUUACCCAGAACAACGGCCCUACAACCUCUGGAAUAUCACAGAGUUCAUUCCACCCAAUGAGGCUUUCUUCCUGAGGGUUACAGGAUUUGAUAGCCAGGGUUUUGUGUUCCAGAGAGUAUCCAGUGUCUCCUUCUCCAGCAUUGUGCCUGAUGCACCGAAAGGGGUAAUGCCAGCCAUCACUAAUGGUUAUUACCUGCAGAGAGGAUUUAUCAGAUGCCAGGUAGAGAGUUUGCUACCCUUUACUCUGCGCUUCAGCCGAGAUGGAAAGCGACUUGGACUGGACCAACUCUUCAGUGAAUCGGGUAGCGGGUCAUGGGAAAUAGAAAAGGUCACUUUGAAAGAUGAGGGCCACUAUGAAUGCAUUGCAAUUAGCAGAGCUGGAACAGGACGAGCUCGCACCUUCCUAGAUGUUUCAGAGCCUCCUCCUGCCAUCACUGUUGAAAGAAAUGUUACUGUCUCACCUGGCAGUCAAGCCGUCCUGACCUGCCACGUAGUUAGCACCAUUGUCUUCAACCUCACUUGGCUGCGAGGCGGCUAUGACGCCCGCCUGGACCCACGAGUGAACAUACUUGCCAACCUUUCACUCCAGGUGUCUGAUGUGACCCCAGAUAAUUCAGGCUGGUAUGAGUGCAUUGCUGCAAAUGAAGGAGGAACGACUUCAGAUCGGAUAUAUCUCACAGUACAAGAGGUACCCAGAGUGUCUUUGGAGCCAAGAAACCAGACCUUUAUGAUGGGAGAUGAAGUGAGGAUCAGGUGUUCAGCCAGUGGCUAUCCUCCACCUCGUCUAGUCUGGACCCACAACGACAUGUUUAUUACUGCAUCCAACAGAUACAGGAUGACUCCUGAUGGAACCCUGGUAAUAAGAAACACAAAGGAGAAGGAUGGAGGAGUGUAUGGCUGCUUGGCCAGUAAUAGUGCUGGUACUGACACAAUGACCUCCAUCAUCACCUAUUUUGAAUUUCCUGUGGUAAGAGCAACAUUUAGAGAAGUUCUCAGUAACAUUGGAGAAACCACAGUGUUGUCCUGUUCAGCAUCUGGAAUCCCUAAGCCUGAGAUCUGGUGGUAUAAAGGUAAUGUGCAGCUACAUUCCUCCUCUCUAUUUGAGGUGGAUAAGUUAGGAGGAACACUGACCAUAAAGCAAACGCAGUUAGGGGAUGCGGGAGACUACUCUUGUGUGGCUGUCAGUGCGGCUGGCUCAUCCUCACUGAAGAUAAAUCUUGAUGUUGGAGCUACACCAAAGUUCACUCUUGAGCCAUCAAACAUGGUUGUGGACAUUGGCUCCAACGUGACUUUGUCCUGUGAAGCACAUGGGUAUCCUGAGCCCCAGCUGACAUGGAGGAGAGAGGAUGGUUCCUCUUUGUUCAACCGGCUGCAAGCACAUAGCACUGUGUCACAAAAAAAUGGGGAUCUACACAUAAAUAAUCUAUGGAUCGAAGAUGAGGCGGAGUAUAUAUGUGAGGCCAAAAAUCGCUUUGGUAGGAUCCAGACCAAAGCUAACAUCACUGUGACUGGACUUGUUAAACCUGUUAUUGCAAUGAGUCCACCUGUCAUCAGUGUGAUUGAGGACCAGCAGCUAACCCUUCCCUGUGUGCUGCUGGCUGGAAAUCCGCUGCCAGAGAGGCAAUGGCUCCAUAACUAUGGCCUGGUGACCCCAGACCAGUAUGUAACGGUGAGGAAGGAUGGUAGUCUGCAUAUUGAAAGAGUUCAGAUGGAGGAUGGGGGUGAUUACACCUGCUUGGCUGAGAACGUUAUUGGGGCCACCAACCAUACAACCACCGUUUACGUUUACGUUAUCCCUACAAUUCAACAUGGACCUCAGGUAUUUAGCACUAUCGAAGGAACACCUACAACUUUGCCAUGCCAUGCCAGCGGAGAACCAAGUCCUGACAUUACUUGGACCAAGGGUGGGGAGCUGUUAAACUUGGGUGGUCCAGCCUUCUCUUUAGAUUUAGAUGGCGGCCUCCGUAUCACUUCACCUUCUGGAAAUGAGACUGGAGAGUUUGUCUGCACAGCUACUAACGCAGCAGGAUACGCAUCGAGGAAGGUGCAGCUCACAGUCUAUGUGCGACCAAGACCCCGGGGUGGUGUUGCUGGAGGUUUACGAGACCCUGUGAGGAUGUCAGUGAUCAAGGGGGAGGAUAUCACUUUACCAUGUGACGUUCACAGUGUUCCACCACCUUCUAUCAGCUGGGCAAAAGAAAAACAGCUCAUUUCCCCAUUUUCCUCAAGGCAUCUGCAGCUUCCAUCUGGAUCGAUGAAGAUCCUGGAGACCAGAGCUUCAGACAGUGGACUCUAUGUUUGUGUUGCUUCAAACCUCGCUGGUAACGUGACGUUGUCCAUAGAGCUGAGUGUUUUAGUUCCUCCUAAAAUCCACCCAGGUCCAAAGGUGAUAAAGGUGCAGGUUGGCCAUAAAGUAGAGCUGGGUUGCAUGGUGUCAGGGGUCCCAGAGCCUACUCUCAGCUGGACCAAAAAUAACAAAAGUUAUCCUGUGUCACGUGAUGGAAGUCUGACACUUUCGGAUAUCAAGCGUGAGGAUGAAGGAAUCUACACAUGCACAGCCACUAACACUGCCGGCCAGGACCAGGCUCAAGUUAAGGUUCAAGUUCAAGCGCCUCCUGUUGUCGAGGUUGCAGAACCCCCUUUCAACAGCCCCCUGCAGGAAAGGGUUUUGAACCAACGCAUUGCAUUCCCCUGCCCUGCCAAAGGUCUACCUAAGCCAGUCAUCAGUUGGUUGCGUAAUGGUCAAGAACUGACAGGCAAUGAGCCUGGAGUGUCUAUCCUGGAUGAUGGUACUCUGCUGAUACUUGCUGCUGUUUCGCCUCUGGAUGACGGAGAGUAUGUCUGCACUGCAGCUAAUGAUGCUGGGUCCACUGAGAAAAAGUACCAGCUCAAAGUUAACGUACCACCGGAUUUCCGUGAUGGGGACAGACCAAGCAACACAUCAGUAAUCCUAAACGAGCCAGUCGACUUGGAGUGUGAUGUCACGGGAAGUCCAAAACCUGUCAUCACCUGGUAUAAAGACGGCACUCCUGUUGUUACCAGUAACAGCAUCCAGAUUCUUGACAUGGGAAAAACCCUGAAACUGCUGAGGGCAGAAACAGCUGACGCAGGCAGCUACAGCUGUGAGGCCAUUAACAUCGCAGGCAGCAGAGAAAAAAUCUUUGUUUUGGACGUACUUGUCCCACCAACAAUUGUAGGAUCUGGUUUUCCUCAGGAUGUUUCUGCGAUUGUCAAACAAGAAGUCCUUCUCGAAUGCAAGGUGCAGGGUUCACCAUUUCCCACAAUUCAGUGGUACAAAGGCAGAAGGUUGGUGUUUCUUGGUGAUCCAAAUCUGAAAGUCAUGAAUAGAGAUCAGGUGUUGAGGAUAAAAGCUGCUCGUCUUGGAGACCAAGGUCACUACCAGUGCAGCGUCACGAACGCAGCUGGAAAACAGUCCAAAGACUUCAACCUUAGCGUCUAUGUACCUCCUGCCAUCAUUGGAGGCAACACAACUUUGGAUGUGACAGCACUGCUGGACACAACGGUAACACUGGAGUGUGAGGUACGUGGUGUGCCGCCCCCCACCAUCACUUGGUACCGCAGAGGAGAGGCCAUCAUGUCCGGCAGACAUGCUCAGUAUGUAGAGAGAGGCCUCCGCCUGAAGAUCCCACGAGUGCAGGCGUCUGACGCUGGACAGUACACCUGCAAGGUUAACAACCUGGCUGGGAGCGCAGAGAAGAGCUUUAAUCUGGACGUCUACAGGCCUCCUACCAUCACAGGUGUGGAGGAUGAGCCCAUUGAGAGGAAAGUGGUCCUCGGUAAGCAUCUGAUCCUGGAGUGUCAGGCGGCAGGUCAUCCUCCACCCUCCCUCACCUGGCUGAAAGACGGAGUCCCUGUGCGUCAUGGAGAAAGUGUCAGUCUUUCAGAGCAGGGAAGGAAAUUAGAAAUCCUCUCAGCCAGCAUGUCAGAUGCAGGACGUUACAUCUGUGUGGCUACAAGCAUUGCUGGAGAGAAGGAGGUCAAAUAUGAUGUCAAAGUUUUAGUUCCUCCUUUCAUUGAUGGAGCUGAUGUGGUGACAGAGAGCACAGUAAUGAUUAACACUCCUUUGGAGCUGGAGUGUCACGCCACCGGGUCAGCUGCACCCGCCAUCAUGUGGUACAAAGAUGGAAAACGACUCCGAUCUGGAGAAGGGUUGAGGAUUGCAGCCAACGGGAGACGACUGAUUAUUUCCCGCGCUCAGAUCUCUGACUCAGCUCAUUUUCUGUGUCUGGCCACAAACAAGGCUGGAGUCCAUGAGAGGAGCUUCAAUGUGACUGUCCAAGUUCCUCCAUCUAUGCGUUUGAACGGGCCUGUCGAUCGCUCAGUGAUUCUUCACAAACCGAUCAGUUUGGACUGCAUCUCCAGUGGCAUCCCUCCCCCUAGUAUUACCUGGCUUAAAGAUGGCCAACCUGUGGUCACAGCGGAGGAGCACAUCAAGCUGCAGUCAGCAGGCAGGACUCUACAAAUCACAGAAGCAAGACUAGAAGAUUCUGGGAGAUACACCUGCCUGGCCACAAACGCAGCCGGAGAAGCUCAACAGCAUAUUCGACUGAGUGUCCAUGAGCCUCCCAGCAUCCCCCUCUCUGAAGACAUCAUCAACCAGACUAUUCUGUCAGGCUUUCCCACUGAGCUGGAGUGCAAAGCCUCAGGAAGUCCAUUACCUGCUGUAACGUGGUAUAAAGAUGGCCGCCCUCUCACUGGUGCUGCUGGUGUCUCAAUCCGGAAGCGUGGCCAAGUGCUGGAGAUCCAACAAGCCCAGCUGUCCGAUGUGGGGAUGUACAGAUGUGUGGCUGUUAACCUGGCUGGGGCUGCAGAGAAAUUGUACAGUCUGCAAGUGUUCGUCCCUCCAGAAAUCUCCAGUAGAGGUGGUACAGUCACAGCUGUGGUGAAUGAAGCUGUGAAGCUGCAGUGUGAGGCGUCCGGGGUUCCUGUGCCCAGUCUGACCUGGUUAAAAGACGGGAGCCCCGUGGCAAGUCUUUCACAUGGCAUACAGUUGGCGUCUGCUGGCAGGGUGCUUUCUCUGAGCAGUGCACAGGUCAGUGACACUGGUAGAUACACCUGUGUGGCUGUGAAUGCUGGAGGAGAACAACAAAGGGAGUACGAUCUGAGGGUGUAUGUUCCACCAAACAUCAAAGGGGAGGAGGUGAAUUCAACCGUGAUGCUCGGUGGUCCAGUAAAGCUGCACUGCCACAGCAACGCAGUUCCUCCCCCAACCCUGUCCUGGAGAAAAGAUGGCCGUCCUAUUUUAAACAAACCUGGUCUGAUCGUCUCUGCAGACGGAAGUUUUUUAAAGAUUGAUGGCGCUCAGCUGCAGGAUUCAGGAAGGUACACAUGUGAAGCUACUAAUGUUGCUGGAAAAACUGAGAAGAACUAUAACUUGAUUGUUUGGGUUACUCCCAGUAUCCGUGGCUCUCAGGAGGUAACGCCUAUGACUGUAAUUGAAGGAAGUUUUCUCACUCUUUUGUGUGAGUCCAGUGGCAUUCCACCUCCCAGCCUAAAGUGGAUGAAAGACGGUUAUGCCCUAAACCCAGACCAGCGGCUCAGGGUUUUGUCUGGAGGGCGUCAGCUGCAGAUCUCAAGGGCUGAGAGAGUAGAUGUUGGUUCUUACACCUGCACAGCUUCCAGUGCUGCUGGCAGCAUCUCAAAGGAAUACAGCCUGCAGGUUUAUGUUCGUCCUUCCAUCAGACGCAGUGAAGACCACAGUAAUGAUGUCACAGUGACAAAAGGAGGCGAUGUGACGUUACAUUGUGCUGCAGAAGGCAUCCCACGACCCACGGUGACUUGGCUGAAGGAUGGACGGCCCAUAGAGGACCAGCAUGGUGCAAAGGUCCUAAAUGAGGGCAGGUUGUUGCAGAUUAACGAUACUAAGGUGUCAGACACUGGACGUUACACCUGCAUUGCUGUUAAUGUAGCAGGACAGGCGGACAGCAAGCAUGACAUCACUGUGAAUGUCCCACCUGCUAUAACUGGUCAGGGGCCGUUCCCAGAAAAUGUGAGCGUUGUCAUAAAAAACCCAGCCUCUCUAAACUGUGAGGCUUCUGGUAUUCCAUUACCCUCCAUCUCCUGGCUGAAGGAGGGUCUGCCAGUCAAGGCAACUAAUUUGGUGCGCAUCGUCUCAGGGGGUCGUAGUCUACGUCUGUUGCACACAGCAGUGGAGGAUGCUGGGAUGUAUACUUGCGUUGCCUCUAACAGCGCUGGAGAAGAGCGGAAGAACUUCGACCUUGAUGUUUUAGUUCCACCAAGUAUUUCAAACGCCGGAACAGUUAUGGAUGCUAAAGUAAAGGAGAAACAAAACAUCACUCUCACCUGUGAAGCAUCAGGUAACCCUCCACCAGAGAUUAAAUGGCUGAAGGAUGGACAACCGUUGGUCCCUGACCGACGACAGCAGAUCCUGUCAUAUGGACGUUUCCUCCAAAUCUUUGAGGCCCAGGUUGCAGACACUGGAAGAUACAGUUGUGUUGCAUCAAACAGUGCAGGGGAACAGAGACAGCAUUUCAACCUCAAUGUUCUGGUUUCUCCGACCAUUGCUGGUUCAGGUCCUAACAUUUCUGCAGAGGUAGUAACAGUGACCCUGAGCAGCCCCACCUCACUUCUUUGUGAGGUGCAGUCCUACCCCCCCGCUUUGAUCACCUGGCUUAAAGAUGGGGCUCCGUUUGAAUCCGCUCGCAAUAUUCGAGUUCUUCCAGGCGGGCGAACACUGCAGAUUCUUAAUGCUAAGAAGGAGGAUGCGGGCAGGUACACCUGCGUAGCUACUAAUGAAGCUGGGGAGACUUUGAAGCACUAUGAGGUCAAAGUGUAUGUUCCUCCACUGAUUGAUAAGAAUGAUAUCCCCGGGGAGGGACGUACCCCUAAAGAAAUAAAGAUAAAAAUGAACAGCACACUGACUCUGGAGUGUUUCGCUCAGGCGUUUCCUACUCCAGCACUGCAGUGGUACAAAGAUGGACAGAUCCUGUUGGUAGACAACCAUGUUUCCAUCAUGGCCAAUGGUCGCAUUGUUCAGAUCAAACACGCCCAAGUGUCGGACACUGGCCGCUAUACCUGUAUUGCCACCAACAUAGCUGGAGAGGACGAGAAGGACUUUGAUGUAAAUAUUCAAGUUCCACCCAGUUUCAACAGAGCCGGUGCUUCACCAGUCCCAGGCUCUGGAGGGGAUCUUCAUGAUGUGAUACUGAGCAAUCCGAUCUCUCUGUACUGUGAGACAAAUGCUGUGCCCCCUCCAACCCUUACGUGGUACAAAGAUGGACACCUGCUUACCUCUAAUGAUAAAGUUUUAAUUUUACCCGGUGGGAGAGUGUUACAAAUCCCCAGGGUACAACUUAAAGACUCUGGCAGGUACACUUGUGUGGCCAUCAAUGAUGCAGGAGAAGACUCUAUCCAGUACAAUGUUCGAGUCCUAGUACCUCCAAGCAUUAGAGGUUCAGACAGGGACGCUCCCAGUGAAGUUAUCGUCUUGGUCAACAAAACCGCCCAACUGGACUGUUACGUGGAUGGAAACCCUACCCCCAACAUCACGUGGUUUAAGGAUGGUCAGCUGACGAGCUCAGAGGGACCACACAGUGUUUUGUUCAAUGGACGAACCCUUCAGGUUUUGAAUGCUCAGGUUUCUGAUACAGGACAGUACGUGUGUGUGGCGGAAAACGCUGCUGGAAGUGCAGAGAAACACUUUAAUCUGAACGUUCACGUACCUCCUACAAUUGUUGGUGUGAAUCCAGAGAAUGUGACAGUGGUGGUGAACAACCUGGUGUCCCUCACCUGUGAAGCCAGUGGCUUCCCGCCUCCCACACUGAGCUGGCUUAAUGACAAGGAGCCCAUACAGGCUAAAAGCAAUGCUCUCGUCAUGCCAGGAGGACGGACGUUACAGAUCCUUAAAGCAAAGGUGUCUGAUGCUGGAAAGUACAGCUGUGUGGCUAUAAAUACAGCAGGACAAGCUUACAAACACAUCUAUCUCACCGUCUACGUUCCUCCAAGUAUCAGGGGAAGUAUUGGAGACCUUCCUGUCGAGGUUAAUAUUGUGGUUGGAAAAUCUGUAACCUUAGAGUGUGAGUCCAACGCCGUCCCCCCUCCUGUGAUCACCUGGUAUAAGAAUGGCCGAAUGGUGACAGAAACGUCAGAUUUACAAAUUCUGUCAGGGGGACAAAUGCUUCAGAUGAAACGCUCUGAGCUGUCUGAUACAGGCCAGUAUGUUUGCAUGGCUUCAAAUAUUGCUGGACACGUGAACAAGAACUUCCACUUGAAUAUCCAUGUUCCUCCACGAAUUGACGGCUCAGCAGAGGAGAGUAUUGUGGAAACUAUCAGUAACCCAGUUACUUUCACAUGUGACGCUACUGGAAUCCCUCCACCCAGUCUCACAUGGCUUAAAAAUGGACACCCUAUAGAGAACUCAGAAUCCCUGGAGGUGAAUAUCUUCUCAGGAGGCAACAAAUUACAGAUAGCACGGCUGCAGCUCCCUGACAGUGGAACCUAUACAUGUGUGGCCUCUAAUGUUGAGGGUAAAGCACAGAAGAGUUAUCACCUCACCAUACAAGUUCCACCCAGUAUCUCUGGAUCAGAAAUGCCCAGCGAGAUCGGAGUCCUGGUAAACCAAAGCAUUGAUCUGGUUUGUGAAGCUCAGGGAACCCCAACUCCAACAGUCCACUGGCUGAAAGAUGGAGAAGCCAUCAACAGUACAGCAAACAAAAGUCUCAGGGUUAGCCCUGAUGGUAAAACUCUAAUUGUGACCCAAGCAGACCCUGCUAUCAGUGGGAAGUACACUUGUGUCGCCACCAAUGCUGCUGGAGAGGAGGGCAGGAUAUUUAAUCUGCAUGUAUAUGAGCGCCCAGCUAUACUCAGCAGCAGUGAUGCCGUUGAGAUUCUGACCACGGUUCUGGACAGUUCUGUCAGUAUUGAGUGUGUUGCUACUGGGUCGCCUCAACCACAGCUAAACUGGCUGAGAAAUGGGCUGCCUCUCCCAGUCUCUUCCAACAUAAGGCUCCUCUCUGCUGGACAAGUUCUCCGGAUUACCCGAGUCCAGGUGUCUGAUGGUGGAAGCUAUACAUGUGUGGCAUCUAACCGAGCAGGAGUCGACAACAGACAGUAUAAAUUGCAGGUUCACGUUCCUCCGGGUUUGGAAGGAGCAGGAACCAUAGAGGACGUGACUGUAAUUAAAGGAAGUGUGGCGUCUUUGGCGUGUAUCGCUGAUGGCAGCCCAACUCCUGCCAUUUCCUGGCUCAGAGAUGGAGUGAUUUUACCAGCUGACCACGGCCUCAGUCUCCUCAGACUGAACACAACCUUACAGCUCAACAGUGUCCAAGUUAAUCACACCGGACGCUACAGCUGCUUGGCUAAUAACAACGCUGGUCAAGCAAGCCGCCACUUUAACCUGAAGGUUCUGGACCCUCCACACAUCAGGAGCUCUGAUCAACCAGUAGAAGUUUCUGUAGUGGUUAAUAAUGUCCUGGAGCUACUCUGUGAGGCCACAGGCAUCCCAACUCCCACCCUGACCUGGCUGAAGGACGAACGGCCGCUCCCACGGACAGAAAGUCUGCGUCUCCUCCGUGGAGGAGAGAUACUCCGUGUGACCUCAGCACAGCUGGAGGACACUGGCAGAUACAGCUGCUUAGCCAGUAGCCCAGCAGGAGACGAUGACAAGGAGUUUUUGGUUCGAGUUCACAUUCCUCCUAACAUUUCUGGUGAAAGUGCACCUCAGCAUCUGUCAGUGCUGCAGAACGGCCAGGUGACUUUGGAAUGCAAGUCAGAGGCUGUUCCACCUCCAACUCUCACCUGGCUGAAAGAUGGCACACCAUUACAGAUCUCACCACGACUGCGGAUUCUGUCUGGUGGACGCUAUUUACAGAUCAACAUGGCGGUGCUCUCUGACGCGGCUCAGUAUACCUGUGUGGCAAGAAACAUCGCUGGAAAGACCACUCGACUGUUUAAUCUAACUGUCAAUGUGCCUCCAACUAUCAAGGAUGGAUCUCAGAUGGUGUCAGCACACGUCAGCAAGCCAGUGGCUCUCGAAUGUGAAGUCAGCGGAGUCCCGCCGCCUCGAGUCACAUGGAGGAAAAAUGGAGCAAUAAUAGCAGAAAACAAUCCGAGAUAUACAUUUUCAGAGGAAGGAUCUUUACACAUCCACUCGGCUCAGGUGACGGACACAGGACGCUACCUGUGCAUGGCUACAAAUCAAGCUGGUACUCAGCGCAAGAGGUUGGAUCUUCAGGUUUAUGUUCCACCUUCGAUCGCAAAAAGUCGCACCAAUGUGACAGUAAUGGUCAACAUGCAGACCACCUUACCCUGUGAGGUCAGUGGCAUUCCCAAACCUUCUGUCAGCUGGCACAAGAAUGGUCGAACCCUCAGCACAGACCAGAAUCAGAGCAUGUACAGAUUACUCUCAUCGGGCUCCUUGGUGAUUAUGGCUCCAACAGUAGAGGACACCGCAGAGUAUAAAUGUGUGGCCUUUAAUGAAGCAGGAGAGGAAUUCCGAUCCAUUACUCUUUCUGUUAAUGUUCCACCAUCUAUAGCAGAUGAACCUACAGAUCUAGUUGCUACCAGACUGUCCCCAGUGGUCAUCGCUUGUACUGCAACCGGAGUGCCAGAACCUGCGAUCCACUGGACCAAAGACGGCAUGAAGCUACAAGAUAAGGGGGAAGGAUACAGCAUUUUGCCAACAGGUCAUGUAGAAAUUCCUUCUGCUCAGCUCAGUCACGCUGGACGCUACACCUGCACGGCUAAAAAUAUUGCAGGCUCCACUCAUCGACAUGUGCAGCUUACUGUGCAGGAACUCCCAGUGAUCCAGUUCAAUCCCUCCACACUGGAUGUGAUAUACAACACCCCCGUUACUUUGCCCUGCAGAGCCACAGGCUCACCCAGACCCACCAUUACCUGGCAAAAGGAGGGCAUCAACAUUCCCACCUCUGGUGGAAGUUACACUAUUCUUCCUGAUGGAAGUCUCCAGAUCUCCAAGGCAUCUCUGUCAGACUCUGGAACCUUUAUUUGUGUGGCACAAAACUCUGCAGGCACUGCAUUGGGCAAGACCAAACUGAGAGUACAAGUUGCUCCAGUGAUUCAUCCAGACACCAGGGAGUACCUUGCACCUUUGGACUCCUCUGUGACCCUUCAAUGCCAGGCUGCAGGCUCCCCUCCACCCUCCAUCACAUGGCAUAAAGACGGGCAGCUGCUGAUCAGCUCCAUACGCCAGCGGGUGCUGAGCUCAGGAUCCCUGCAGAUUGCCUUCGUUCAACAGAGCGAUGCUGGACAAUACACUUGCACUGCUGCCAAUCCUGCAGGAACCGACAGCUUGGAUAUAAGAGUCACUGUACAGAUUCCUCCCUCCAUCCGCCGUGGUGAACAGGAGGUUGUUGUUGUGGAAAAAAGCCAUGCUCAGCUGUCAUGUGUGGCAGAAGGUAUUCCACAACCCAAACUGUCCUGGGAAAAAGAUGGGAGUCCUCUCAACGAAAGCCGAGGGGAGUACACCAUUCUGCCAUCUGGGGAGCUGGUUAUCGACAGUGCUCAGCCAGAAGACGCUGGCAGUUAUACAUGUGUUGCAACAAAUUCAGUUGGGGAGGACAGCUGGACGAUGACGCUGUCGGUUCAUACGCACCCCUACUUCACCCAGCUGCUUGCAGAUGUUGCUCUUAACAAAGGAGAGCGGCUGCUGUUGAACUGUGGUGUCGGUGGAAUCCCACCACCCACAAUUAAAUGGACCAUGAACAAUAAAAUUAUCCCAGUUCACCAUAGUCCUAUGAUUGGUCACAGUGAGCUUCUGAUAGAAAGGGUCAGUAAAGAGGACUCUGGCACCUACACCUGUGUGGCUGAAAACAGUGUGGGAAGCAUUAAGUCCCUGGGAUACGUCUAUGUUAAAGAGCCUCCAAUCAUCGAUGGAGACCUUUACUCCAACCGAAUUGAACCUCUCGGCGGUAAUGCCAUCCUGAACUGUGAGGUCCGAGGAGACCCUCUGCCAACCAUCCAGUGGAGCAAAAAUGGCAUAAACAUCCAGAUCAACAACCGAAUCCGUCAGCUGGAUAAUGGCUCUCUGGCCAUCUAUGGCACAGUCAGUGAAGAUGCAGGCAGCUACAUGUGUGUAGCAACAAAUGAUGCUGGGGUGGUGGAAAGAAGUAUCACUCUCACACUGCAGAGUGCACCUAUUAUAACUUUAGAGCCAGUUGGAACUGUGGUGGAUGCAGGUACGACUGUUGUUCUUAACUGUAAGGCAGAGGGUGAGCCUACGCCUGUGAUAGAGUGGUCCAAAAAUGCACGCCCCCUGCUGGCAAAUGACCGCUUCUCCACCUUGUCUAAUGGCUCCCUCCGGAUCACCAGUGCCCAAAAGGAGGACACUGCUGAAUAUGAAUGUGUGGCCAGGAACUUGCUCGGCUCGGUGCUGGUCAGUGUCUCUCUUACUGUACGAGUCCAUGGGGGAUAUUCAGAGUGGACAGAGUGGGGCCUCUGCAGCGUAUCCUGUGGUGCAGGGAUUCAGAAAAGAGUCAGGCAGUGUAAUAAUCCGUUACCUGCUAACGGAGGCCGACGCUGUGCAGGAUCAAGCACAGAAACACGCAGCUGUCGAGGAAAACCAUGUCCAGUGGACGGUAACUGGUCACAGUGGUCUCCCUGGGAGGAGUGUUCCCAAACCUGUGGCCAGGGCAACAAAACAAGGAUCCGGAGCUGCAGUAAUCCACCCCCUCAAAACGGGGGCAGGCCAUGUCUCGGGAAAGCCGUGGAAGCCAUUAUGUGCAGUGUCAGACCAUGUCCAGUGUCAGGAAACUGGGGUUCUUGGUUAUCGUGGAGUCCAUGUAGUGAGACCUGCGGGAAGGGGAUACAGUCCAGGAUCAGACUGUGCAACAACCCCCCUCCAGCAUUUGAUGGCACGCAGUGUGAGGGGACAGACACCCAGUCACGGGUGUGCAAAGAGAGACCUUGUCCUGUGCAUGGAAAGUGGUCCUCAUGGAUGAGCUGGGGGCCCUGCAGUGUAUCGUGUGGUGGUGGUAGCAGACAGCGGACACGCCUCUGUGCAAGCCCUGCUCCUCAGCAUGGCGGCAGAAAAUGCGAGGGCAAUGAUGUGCACACUGAUUUCUGUAAUGGUGACCCAUGUCCCAUCAGUGGUAACUGGGGACAGUGGAGUAACUGGGGCAGCUGCAGCAAGACAUGUAAUGGAGGUCAGAGGAGGCGCUACAGGACCUGUGAUAACCCUAGACCUGCUUACGGUGGGAGGGCUUGUCCAGGAGCUGAUUCAGAGAUGCAGAAAUGUAGCACUGCUGACUGCCCGGAGGAUGGUAACUGGGGGUCAUGGCAGCCAUGGGGCAGCUGCUCCGCUUCCUGUGGAGGAGGAGAAAGGACACGUGUCCGACUUUGCAAUAGCCCAUCUCCUAGUAACGGUGGUCGGCCUUGUCCAGGGGACCCCACUCAGGUAUCCAGGUGCAACAAUCAGGCAUGCCCAGGUGGACCAAAGAAAAGUCGAGGAAGCAUCACAGGAAAUAUAAAUGACAUUGAGUUUGGAAUCUCCCUCCUAAAUGCCACCAUCACUGAGAACAACUCUGGCAGCAAAACCAUCAAAGCUACUGUUUCAAAUGUACCAAGAACAUUGGGUCCUGCAAUGAGGAAACUCAUCUCCAUACUUAACCCCAUCUACUGGACCACGGCACAGGAAAUAGGAGAGGCUGUUAAUGGUUACACCCUGACAGGUGGGAUUUUCAGGCGAGAGACCCAGGUGGAGUUUGCUACAGGUGAAAUUCUGAGGAUGACCCACAUUGCUAGAGGCUUGGACUCCGAUGGUGCUUUGCUUCUGGACAUUGUGGUUAAUGGCCAUAUCCUGCAGCUGCCUUCACAUGUGGACAUCAACAUCAAGGACUACACAGAGGACUAUAUUCAGACCGGGCCGGGUCAGCUUUACGCUCUCUCCACCCGCAUGUUCACAGUUGAUAAGGAAAAUGUGCCCUACUCCUGGAACCAUACCAUCUCAUAUGAUCUAACAAAAGGAAAGAUGCCCUUCCUAGUUGAAAUGCUCCAUGCCACCGCCAUCAGUGCUCUCUACCACCCCCAAGAGGAAGUGUUGGAAUACAGCAUCCAGGCCAGAAUCACUAAAGGGGAUCGCAGUAACCAGUGUCCUCAUGGCUUUACUUUGGUGUCCGCUGGGCCUUACUGUGCAGAUGAAAAUGAAUGUGAAGUUGGGAAUCCAUGCUCUCAUAGCUGCCAUAACACCAUAGGGACCUACUACUGCUCCUGUCCACAUGGCCUCACCAUCUCUGCUGAUGGCAAAACCUGCCAAGACAUCGAUGAGUGUUCCCUGGAUAGAAACGUGUGCCAUGGUGGACAAGACUGUGAAAACACCAUUGGUUCUUAUAAAUGUAUGAUGCACUGUGGGCGUGGCUUCAGGAGAACGGUGGACGGUCUCAGCUGCACUGAUGUGGACGAGUGUUUGGAAUCCCAUCCAUGUCAUCAGCAGUGUAUGAAUACCAUAGGAAGCUAUCGUUGUGCGUGUGAACCAGGCUUUCAGCUCAGGAACAGACGGUGUAUAGAUAUAAACGAGUGCAGGCAGCGGGUUUGCCGUUUGGAUCAACAAUGUAAAAACACACGGGGGGGUUACACCUGCAUUGACCUUUGUCCAAAUGGUAUGACCAAAAGCAUCAAUGGUACAUGUGUGGAUGUCGAUGAGUGCAGGGACGGGACCCACCAGUGCAGAUACAACCAGAUCUGUGAAAACACCAGAGGAAGCUACCAUUGCACGUGUCCACAUGGUUUUAGAUCUCAGGGAGUUGGACGCCCAUGUGUCGACAUAAAUGAGUGUGAACGACUCCCUCAGCCCUGUGCCCAUCAGUGCAUCAACACUCCUGGUAGCUUCAAGUGCACUUGCCCACCAGGGCGCUACCUGCUGGGAGAUGGCAAGUCCUGCGCAGGGCUGGAACGUCUACCCAGCUACGAAAGUUACUCAUAUGGCUACCGCACGUCUCAGUCCUCUCCUGAACAAAGACCGAGCCAGCGGCUGUACCACAGCUUUGCUUCUCACAGCUACAACUCCUAUACUGGCACCACAAGCAGGCGCUACAUCAACCGUAAUCGGAGGGAGGCUCUCAAAAACCCCUCGAGGCUUGAUAUCCACACUUGUAAGGAAGGUUUUGAGUCCAGAGGUGGCAUCUGUCUAGAUAUCAAUGAGUGUGAAGUGAGGGACACGUGCCAGCAUGAGUGUGUGAACACCCCAGGGAGCCACCGGUGUAUCUGUCCUGCUGGUUACCACCUGAUGACUAAUGGGAAGACGUGUCAAGAUAUAGAUGAGUGCCUGGAGCAGAACAUUCGCUGUGGGGCAAAUCGGAUGUGCUUCAACACAAGAGGAAGUUACCAGUGCAUCGACACACCCUGUCCUCCAAACUAUCAGAGGGAUCGAGACACAGGGUUCUGCUUGAAGAGCUGCCUACCAAACGACCUGGAGUGUGCGCUGAGUCCAUACGCGUUAGAAUACAAGCUGCUGUCUCUUCCCUUCGGCAUCGCAGCCAACCAGGACCUCAUCCGGUUGGUGGCCUACACACAGGACGGCGUGAUGCACCCCAGAACCAGCUUCCAGGUGGUGGACGAGGACGCCUCGUUACCCUUCGCCCUGCGAGACGAAAACAUGAAGGGUGUUUUGUUCACCACCAGACCUCUAAGAGAGCCCCACACGUACCGCAUGAAGGUACGAGCGCUCUCCUACAGCGAGGACGGCGCCGUGGAGUACCAGACAACCUUCAUCGUAUACAUCGCCGUCUCUGCCUACCCUUACUGAGAACACUUUAAAUGGAGAUGAAGUUUGGCGGUUAAACCUCAGCUUGUGGAUCAGUGUGGCGGGAGAGAGAUGACGUUGUUUCUGGACGUGUUGCUCCAUGUUGGACAGACUGAUGUUGCUUUUAGGACAGUGAGUGCAUCCAGUUCUGAUGAGCUAUGGAUGUAAAUGUAAGCGGAAUAUGAGAGACCGGAGAAACAGGGACAAAACCGAUCCAUUAUUUUCUGUUACCCCAUUCAUUCUGUAUAGAACUGUUUAGCUUUUUUAUAUUUUGUCUUAAAAUGUUCUCAUUUCAUUCAUAUUUAUUUAUAAGGAACAGUUUCCUCAUAGUGAGUAUGUAAUUCCUCUACCCACUGCAUCAGGGUUAAACAAAUACAACUAUCUACAACUGAACUUCA
Molecule: messenger RNA, 17476 nt
Organism: Cyprinodon tularosa
Lineage: Eukaryota; Metazoa; Chordata; Actinopteri; Cyprinodontiformes; Cyprinodontidae
Gene: hmcn1
Product: hemicentin 1
Exons: 107
Coding region: 183-17081 (5632 amino acids)
Biological process (GO): synapse organization; homophilic cell-cell adhesion
Cellular component (GO): neuronal cell body; axon; plasma membrane
Molecular function (GO): calcium ion binding; axon guidance receptor activity
Source: RefSeq, a predicted model, not a curated record